This is a messenger RNA of Rhineura floridana, 2880 nucleotides long. RefSeq names its product zinc finger CCCH-type, RNA binding motif and serine/arginine rich 2 (gene ZRSR2). The coding region runs from base 70 to 1458 and encodes 462 amino acids. Lineage: Eukaryota; Metazoa; Chordata; Lepidosauria; Squamata; Rhineuridae. The record is from RefSeq and is a predicted model, not a curated record. Gene Ontology annotation, molecular function: metal ion binding; pre-mRNA 3'-splice site binding. Gene Ontology annotation, cellular component: U2AF complex; spliceosomal complex. Gene Ontology annotation, biological process: mRNA splicing, via spliceosome. The transcript is spliced from 11 exons.
GUCCGGAAAGUGGGCUUACGUCAUGUCCGGUGGGUUUCUAUCACGUGACUGUCUUAGAAACGGUGCAACAUGGCGGCGCCCCUGUGGCCACCGUUGGUGGAAGAAGAAGAACUAGUGAAACUGAGCCACAAAAGGUACAGAGCACUUUUGAAAAAAGAGAAACGGAAGAAAAAGAGACAAGCACUAGCAAGACUGAGAGAUUCAGAAAAAGGAGAGAAAGAUGAACAGGUUUCUGAAGAGCUUCCUGAAGAUAAUGAAGAAAAACAACUUGAAGAGGAAAGGCAAAGGCUUCAUGAGGAGUGGUUGCUAAGAGAAGAAAAGGCUCAGGAAGCUUUCAAGAUCAAGAAGGCAAAAGAAGAGGCAGCAAGGAAACGUCAAGAAGAGGAAGAGCAAAAAAUAAAAGAAGAAUGGGAGGAACAGCAAAGGAAAGAACAAGAGGAGGAGGACCGGAAACAACAAGUGAAGAGAGAGAGAGAGGAAGCUGUGCAGAAGAUGUUGGACCAUGCUGAGAGUCAGUUAGAAAAUGGAACCACCUGGCGCAAUCCCGAGCCCCCAGAAAAUAUAGGAAUUGAGAAAGAUCGAGCCAGCUGCCCUUUCUAUAUUAAAACUGGAGCUUGCAGGUUUGGAGACAGAUGUUCUCGGAAGCAUAACUAUCCAAGCUCUAGUCAGACACUCCUUAUCAGGGGUAUGUUUGUUACUUUUGGGAUGGAGCAGUGUAAAAGAGAUGACUAUGAUACCGAUGCAAGCCUGGAGUACAGCGAGGAAGAAAUCUACCAGCAGUUCCUAGAUUUCUAUGAAGAUGUACUUCCUGAAUUUAAGAAUGUGGGAAAGGUUAUUCAGUUCAAGGUCAGCUGCAACUUUGAACCUCAUCUUCGAGGAAAUGUGUAUGUUCAGUACCAGUCAGAACAAGAAUGUCAGGAAGCUCUUGCUUUAUUCAAUGGCCGAUGGUAUGCAGGGCGGCAGCUUCAAUGUGAAUUUUGUCCUGUAACAAGGUGGAAAACAGCUAUUUGUGGUUUGUUUGAAAGACAAAAGUGUCCAAGAGGGAAGCAUUGCAACUUUCUUCAUGUAUUCAGAAAUCCAAACAAUGAGUUUUGGGAGGCCAACAGAGAUAUUCACAUUUCCCCUGAAUGGACUAAAGAGACAAGAAACUCAGAAAGGAGAAAUAGAAUGGGAUACCAUGAAGAAUAUUAUAGCAGGUCAAGAAGAAGAAGCAGUCCAAGUCCAGAUUAUGCUUACAACAAAAGAAAUGGAGAAUCUGAAAGAGAGAAGAGCCAUCACAAGCAUAAGAAAAGACAGUUUCCCAAGAGAUCACGAAGUCGUGGAAGGCGGCGGUCCCAUAGUAGAAAGAAAAGAGGGCGGAGUCGCAAUAGGAGCCUGACACGUAGCUGUAGCAGAAGCUCCUCUCGGUCAAGAAGUAGAGGCAGAAAAAGAUCUAAUAGUAGAGGCAGAAACAGUUGAAUUUAUUAUUACUUUUCAAUAUAUUUGUAUAUAAAAACUAGUACUCCCAGAGCUGUUGCACACUAGAGACCCUCUGGUGUACUCCUGUCCUCCAGAAAUAGGGCUGAUGUACACUGGGCUAGUCUAAAUUUUUGCAGUAAUUAUUUAAGGUAGCGAGAAUGCAUCACAUCUCUACAAAACUCAUUUACUCAAUUGCUUGCUAUUCUGACACAGAAUUCUGGUGUUCUCUAUUCAUCCCUGUCAUUCUAAUGUAAACAGUGUACUGUAAUCAAACAAUUGCUCUGAAGUUCUACCAAUCAUUCCUUUAGAGAUUUGUGAAUAAAUGUAAUAUGUGCUUUUGGUUUUUUUAAAUACUACAGUAACUUUUUGUUUGGAUAGGAUAUACUUCCUUGUGCCAUUUAGCAAUUCUGUAUGGAAAAGCCUUCAGGGUGGUUACCCUUACAAGGAGAAAAACCCCUCAGCACAGGAGUGGGCUGCUUAUGAUCAUAUGAAAAGCAGUGUAAACUUGUUGGCAGAACUAUCAUGCACUCAAAAAAUGAAGGUUUGGGGUACCUUAAAGACUAACAAAUAUCAGCUGCCACACGAUUGUUAUUGCUGAGGCUAAUAUUAUCCCUUCUGGAAAUUCAUAUACGUGAGUAAUAGAAGCAAACUACCCUCUUAUUAUUGAUAAAGCAGAACAGCAAAGCAUCUUAUAUAUAUUUUUAAAAAUUCUAUCUUUUGGUAUGAAAUAGGGGGUAGGUCUAAUGAAUGCACAUAAUUGCCUUGAUGAAUUUCUUGACUAUUCAGUUCACUGGUGUUAGUGUGCCUUCCAUCUGCACUCAGGCCAGUGUCUUUGGUGGGAGAACUAGCAAAGUUGCUUGUUUUGGCCUACUUUCUAAAUGAGUAUACCAGAACAUACCCUGUGCAAACAAUGGACAAUAGCUGCAGGAGAAGAAUCCUGCCAUGAUGGCCAGACCUAAGCUCAGAUUCGAUGGUGUUUACCACUCUCAAUCAUAAAAGCAAGAAGGGCUUUGUACAUAAAUGCCCUUUCUUCAGAAUCCUGAACGGAACUGUUAAAACAAAACCAUGCUGUUGCUAAUGUGUUUUUGUGUAUCUGUUUUGCAUGGAUAAGGAAGCAGAUACAAAACUUGUCUCAGACUUCUGAAGUGUCAUAUAUGCAGUAGUUUCUCUUGUAGAGCGGUAAUUCAGAACAUACCUCAAAAUAUACUCCUGUGUAAUCACAUCUUUCUGGAUCAGCACAACCCACUCACUAGGAUAAAAUACAGCUCUGUAAAAAGGGAAAUUGUCUUUAUUUUGGGGGGGGGCUAUUGAGACCAAAUGAGCUGCGAUGUAUAGAGAGACUGCAUGUUUUGUACUUUGUCACUUUCAGUAAGAAAAAAUAUAGGAAUACAUAUUCAAAGCAGUAAUGUGCACCCUCCCAUG